Molecule: messenger RNA, 1586 nt
Organism: Etheostoma cragini (Arkansas darter)
Lineage: Eukaryota; Metazoa; Chordata; Actinopteri; Perciformes; Percidae
Product: E3 ubiquitin-protein ligase NHLRC1-like
Exons: 1
Coding region: 183-1406 (407 amino acids)
Biological process (GO): proteasome-mediated ubiquitin-dependent protein catabolic process; protein polyubiquitination; negative regulation of translation
Molecular function (GO): protein binding; translation repressor activity; ubiquitin protein ligase activity
Source: RefSeq, a predicted model, not a curated record
GGGCCUAAAGCACAGGACAUGAGUGUUGACAAUACUGUUGCAGUGCUCAGCCUUCCUAUCACUCUCUUCAUCAUUCUCUCCAGUUAAAUCACCUUUUUGCUUUGGUUUCCUGAACCUCCCGUAACCUGCACCAGCUGACUGAUCUGUCUUUGCAGGUUUAAAGGACAUAGGACAUUUCAGUCAUGACUAGGAGUCCUGGUUCCCCGAGUCGUGGCAGCCUGAGUCCUGAGGGGAUUCUGAGAGAGAUCCAGAUCAACUUGCUGGAGUGUAAAGUCUGUUUCGAGAAGUUCAGCACUCAGCAGAGGGAGCACAGACCACAGAAUCUUUCCUGUGGCCAUGUACUCUGUCUGGAAUGCAUCAGGGCUCUGUCCCACCCUCUCCUGAGAAAGCUGGAGUGCCCAUUCUGUCGACAACUGUGCAGUGUUGACAGCACCUCCCACUGCCAGGCUUUAAGUGACCUGCAGGAGCUGCUAUUGUCCCGGAGUCUCACAUCCUCUGCUCCUCUUCACGGGCAAAAGGCAAGCCUUGACCUGGCCCCAGGUCGGACAUCCACACCUCUGCACCUCUGCAAAGCUUUUGGUGGGUGGGGGACUCUUAUCAACCCUACUGGGAUAGCUGUUUUGAGAUCUUCAGGGACAAUAAUUGUGGUGCAUGACGGAGAGAAGAGGGUGGUGGUGUUCAAUCCACAGGGUAGGAAGCUGCACAGUUUUGGGCGAAGAGGACGAGCCAGUUGGGAGGUCUGUUACCCAGUGGAUGUGGCAGUGACUUGCUGUGGUCAUGUUGUGGUGAGUGAUGCUGGGGAUAAAGGUGUGAAGGUUUUCACCUCCACUGGACACCACGUGUUGACUGUCAGAAAUUCCUUCCAGAUGCCCUGGGGUGUGGAUACAGACAGCUGUGGGCACAUCCUGGUCUCAGACGUCCAGGCCGGCACGCUGACCCAGGUAAAAAUGGACUACGCUCAUGGUCUCGCUCUGGAACAUCUAACAGCCAUUUCAGACCUGCAGCAUCCAAAAGCUGUGGCCUGCUGUCGGGUGACUCGGAACACUGCAGUGAUGGAGCAUUUACCAGAUGACAUGUAUUCACCAGGGAGACACCAACACACAAGGCUAAGAGUGUUUACAGAAGACUUCCAACCUCUUUACCAGACUGACAGUUUCAGCCUGACCUUGCAGUCCACAGUGAGGCUGAACAUGUCAGGCAUGGCUUUUAACAGAGAUGGAGAUGUGAUUGUGAUUGACUCCAAUCAGGGGAUGGUUUGGAGUUAUGGGAAGCUUCAGAAUGGCCCAGCCCUGAACCCACUUGUGGGAGACCACCUCAUUCGCCCAGUUGGACUGGUGUCACUGAUCAACACGCUUAUCAUUCUAGACAGUGGAGACCAUACAGUAAAGAUGUAUUCAGCUAAAUAAUAAUGCUUGGCCCAUGAUAUAGUUUAUCUAUAUCUAUCUAUUUAACAGUAUUAUGUGUGUGAGUAGCCUAUGUGAAAUAAGGCUCAUAUAAUGCAGGGAUGACAUGAUCUGGCAAUAAUAAAUGGAAAUUAAAUGAGUGCUAUAGGCAACUGUAUGCUUUGUUUUACACAUAAUAUAUAU